This is a messenger RNA of Pseudogymnoascus destructans, 2301 nucleotides long. RefSeq lists its product as uncharacterized. The record is from RefSeq and is a predicted model, not a curated record. NCBI's taxonomy places the organism in Eukaryota, Fungi, Ascomycota, Leotiomycetes, Thelebolales, Thelebolaceae. The transcript has 3 exons. Bases 182 to 2191 code for a protein of 669 amino acids.
CCCAAGGUAUCACAUGUAUAUCACGCUAACCGUUAUUCCAUGGGUGCUUGGGGCGUUAUUAAAGUGGAUCUUGGAACAUUUUCACAAUUCCGCCGAUGUUUGUUACGUUUGCUCGAGGUAGACUCGCAUCACACCGAAUCAACAACUAUUUGCCCGCAAAAGUAAAGUUCACAUAGCGGCCAUGGAGCAGAAAAGGGAACAGAGAAGGGAGCAAAUGGUCAGAAGGCCUCUAUACGUGUAUAACUUGCCAUCGGAUAUCUUAACAACUUUGCAACAAAAGGACGGUGUCGUACCCGAUAUCCCAGAAGCGCAAGAUGUCGAGGCGAAGGCGGAGCACGAUGGCACCAAAAGCGUCGGUGCCGCUUCCACCACAGCAUGCUCUCUAUGUGACCAAUCGUUUUCUACGGUGGAGCAGCAGCGGAGCCAUAUCCGGUCGGACCUUCACAGUUACAAUCUAAAGCUAAAACUACGAGGACUAAAACCUGUCUCUGAGACAGAAUUUGAGACCCUCGUAAAAGACUUGGACGAAAGCUUAUCUGGCUCUGAUGAAUCCGAAUCUGAUGACGAUGAGGGUCCGGCAGGCCGCAACGAAACUACUCUAUCUGCUUUGCUUAAGAAGAGAGCAGCUAUAUCUGCACAAGAAGGCGAGGGUGGCACCUAUCUGAGCUCUCAGAAGGAGAGCUCCAGCAAGCAACCACUUGUUUGGUUCACAAGCCCCACCGUGCCGCCAAACUCAUAUUUGGGGAUAUACAAAGCUAUUUUUACCGCCGAAGAACAAAACAACAAUGGCAAUUUUGUGGAUACCAUUAGGAAGAAGCAACUCUUGCCUAGAAUGCCUAUCAAGCAUACCAACGAUAAUAGCGAGAUAUCAAAACUGCCAAACCAGAACAUAGGGCCACAUAUGUUCAUGUGCAUGAUAGGAGGUGGGCACUUUGCUGCGAUGGUCGUGUCAAUGGUACCAAAACAAAGCAGUUCUUCAGCAACUGGGCCAUUAGCUAAAGAAGCAACCGUCAUCACUCAUAAAACAUUCCACCGCUACACGACUCGACGCAAACAGGGUGGCUCGCAAUCGGCAAAUGACUCUGCGAAAGGUGCGGCUCAUUCUGCAGGUGCGGGAAUAAGGAGGUACAACGAAGCUGCUUUGAAUGAUGAAGUUCGACUUCUUCUUGCUGAGUGGAAGAGUCUGAUUGAUACCUCUGAAUUAUUAUUUGUCCGAGCAACGGGAAAUAGGAACCGUCGGACUUUCUUUGGGCCGUAUGAAGGCCAAAUACUCCAAGCCAAUGAUCCUCGGAUUCGCAGCAUCCCUUUCAAUACUCGCCGUGCAACCCAGAAAGAGCUUAUGCGUUCGUUUAUAGAACUGACACGCGUCAAAAUUCGAGAAUUUGACGAGCAGUCCCUCGCCACCGCAGCUUCAGAUGCAGUACCAAAAGCUAACACGACUCAAAACUCGACGAAGGUUCCAACUACAACCACAAAACCGAAGUUUUCCGACGAGGAAGAAACGUUUAUGCUACACACUACACAGAUUCAGGCCCUGAUACGACGCUCCCGGCUCCCAGCCCUUCUUUCAUAUCUAAAAAGCAAUUCUUUGGAUGCUGAUUUCAGAUUCUUUCCGCCAGACGCACCACAGAACUUCCACACGCCAACACCACUACAUUUUGCAGCCAGUCUUAACAAUCCGGUGAUGGCCACUGGACUAUUGGUAAAAGCACACGCGAACCCGGAGGCCCUAAAUUCGGAAGGUAAACCUCCUUUUGAUUUGGCAGGCGAUCGACCGACACGGGACGCAUUUCGCCUCGCGAGAUCGCGCCUCGCAGCAGCCUCACCUCCAGCCACCUGGGACUGGGAGAAGUCACAUGUUCCAUCGCCUCUGACCGAUUGGGACGUAGAGACUAGAAGGGCGGAAGAAACUUUGGGCCGGAAGCGAGAAGAGGAAGACAGAAGGAAGGCAGAAACUGAAAGGUUAAAGAACGAGGGUCCGAAAGUUGCUGAGUCGGGGCCGCUAGGGAAGUCUGCAAGCAUGGGACGAGCUUUGGCAAUGGAGGCAGCAAGGAAAACGGCGCAGGAGAGGCGGGAAGAGGAAAGUAGGGGUUUAACGCCUGAGAUGAGAAUGAAACUGGAUAGGGAGCGGAGGGCGAGGGCUGCGGAGGAGCGGUUCAAAGCCAUGCAGGCGAACUCGGGUCAAAGUUGAGAAUAUAGCUGAGACUGAAAGCAUAGCAAUAUCUACAGCAUUAAUAUCAAGAAAGGUAGAGAAGGUCUGCCUGCGUUGGUUGAUCCUUCAAUAUAUAUAUAUAUAUGCUG